AGCAGUCUUGCGAUAUUCAUAGUUAGGUUAGGUUUUGUUCUGUGACUUACGACGUCUGAAGUGUCUGAAGUUUGAUUGAUUGUGCAUAUGCGUAAGUUUGUAUUCUUGUGUAAAUCAUGGUUUUAUCAGUUAAACAUUAUGAGUCAUGUGUCCGGUUGCUGGAAGUAGUUCGUUGGUUUGAUAAAAAUGGAUGAUUUGCUAGAUGAAUUUACGCCAUUAACCAUGACUGGAAUAUCACCAAGAUCAAGAAGAAAUGAUAUUUCUUUAUCACAAGUAUCAUCCAUUAGUCGCCUGUCACAAUCAUAUAUUAAAAGUAAGAAGAAAAGUGGGUGCAAGUCUAAAAGUAACAAUGGCAACAACUUGUGUCAUAGUAGUACAGCAGGUACUAUGACAACCACAGGAGACACAUACAAGAGCAGAGAUACACAUCUUCAGGCAAGUGCAGAUGGCGUACAGUUCUGCCCAAUUUGCCAAGCACCAUUUGACAUCAUAAAAGUUGAUCCAUGUGUGCAUGUAAAUCAAUGUAAUGUCACAUCUGAUGAGCUGGAAGAAUGCCCUAAGGGAGAAAUAUGUUACAAUUACAAUCUGUUACAUUAUCGAGAUUAUGCACACAAAGCCUUGGCACAGAUAAGAGCCUCAAAGGGUCAUCUGCCACAGGAACCUCCAUGGUGUACCACUCCAGAGACAGUAAAAAGGGUUGGAGGUGAGACUGAACAGUUUUUGCAGCCAUUUACUCCUCUGAGCAGUAAUAAGAAACUCAAGAGAACUUCCAGUGAUGUUGCUAGAGGGCAUCACUCAGCUCGCCAAAGGAGACUGUUUAUUGAUGAACAAGCAUAUGCUCCAGGAAGAGAUGAUACUGUAACUUCUCUGUCACAGAAAGGUGAUAAGAAAAAUGCCAAAACUGAGGUACAUAAGUGCAGUGUGAAUCAGAGUUACAAUGAAAAUGGAAGUAUAGAGACAGUGAAUCAUAUGACUGAAGAUCCAAAUUUAGAAGAGAGAAGUAACAAAGAUCUCGAGUUCUAUCGUGAGAAUCUGGAACCUGUAAUUGAGAUGCGUGGAUCUGAAGAAAGUAAGACCUCCAUAAUACCUGCUCUUGACUAUAAGUGCAAAAGAAGUGAACGGACGUGUGCUAAUAGUUACAGCUGUGAAUGUAAUCGCAAACUAAAGUUAGAUGGUGCUGUAGAAUAUGCAACUCAUAAAUUAGAUAAGCAGUGUGAUGAAAACAGAAAUGUCAGAACUGGCGUCUUACCUUACGAAGCAAAGUCAGAUCCGGGAUGUUUGCAUGAAGUAAGUGCUACCAUGUCUGUAGUUUUGCAGCCAUCAGAAGGGAAUUCAGUUGAUGGUGGAGAUAAAUUGAAGGCCCCAGUAAAAGUGGAUGCUAGCUGUGGGGAAGAAGGAUGGGAAACAGUAGGAAUUUCUGCAUUGCCAGAUGCAGAAGUUGGUGAUGUCAUGGUUUCCGUUUGUAAGUGUGCCAAGACCAUGCAUUUAAACUGCACACUUUCACAUAAACACACUGUAACAAACUUUUCAGGUGAAACAGAUACGAAGAGUAGGGAACUGGAAUCUAAAUUCUUUUCAAAUGUAAACAAACUGGAAUUACCUUACAAGAUGCGUCAGAAAGACACUCCUGGAAGCGCGAACCGUCAAAUGUCAAUAACAUCAUAUUUUCGAUUAUCACAUCUUUCAUCAUCGCGCUCUCUACACAUCCCAGCUGAAGGUUCCAGUAAGAAUGUUAAAAGUAGCAGCUCUUCCUUUGCAGUGCCUCAAGACUGUCAUUGCUUUGAACAAAAUAGCUCAAAUACAGCUGGGAAAGAAUGUCUGCAAAGCUCAUCAAAGCCACCAAAACAGAGUAAAGAAUCAGUUGCAGCAUACUGGAAGGAGCUUCUCAGUGAGAUGAAACAGAAAGGGCUGUCCACAAUGUCUGUGAUGAGUGAUGACACCAUGACAGUUGCAUCUGAUGGUUGCACCAGUGGCAGUAAUUCGUACUCAUUGCAGCAGUCCCAGGGAAAGAAGACUUGUCCAAGCUACAAAAGAAUUCCAGAAACAUCAUUUGUGGUGGAUGCAUUUCAGUACGGUAUUAUUCCCGGAAUAUCACAUUACUUUUUGUCACACUUCCAUUCAGAUCAUUAUGGAGGACUGAGAAAAUCUUUCUCAAAACCCAUCUACUGUAGCAAAAUAACAGCUGCAUUAGUAAAGAUGAAACUUCGUGUUGAUGAGAGAUACUUGCAUGUGCUAGAGCUGGAUAAUCCCCAAAAAAUUAAUGGUGUACUGGUCACAGCCUUAGAUGCCAAUCACUGUCCAGGUUCUGUCAUGUUCCUGUUUCAACUUCAGGAUGGCCGAAAUUUUCUUCAUGUUGGUGAUUUUCGAGCAGACCCUAAAAUGGAGUCGUACCCAUGCUUCUGGAAUUUAACAAUAGAUAAAUUGUAUCUUGAUACCACGUAUUGCGAGCCACAAUACAGUUUUCCGAUGCAGUCAGAAACAGUUGCAAGAGUGGUGGAACUGGCAGUAGAGCAUUGCAGGGUGGCACCUGCUACACUGUUUGUUUGUGGCACCUAUACUUUGGGGAAAGAGAAGGUGUUCUUGGGGAUUGUGGAAGCUUUGAAUUGCAAGCUAUGGGCCCAUCCUGAUAAACGUAAAGUGUUGGAAUGCAUUGAUGAUGAAAUCAUCAACAAGAGAUUGACAAAUAUGCAGUGGGAUGCCCAGGUUCAUGUGUGCCGCAUGUCUGAUCUAAAUAUCAGUUUUCUCCAAAGGUAUUGGAAACAGCACCGUGGAGUAUUCACGCAUAUCGUGGCAUUCCGUCCUACAGGUUGGGAGACGCGUUGUAAAAAUAAGACUUCUGAUGUCAAUGUAACCUCUAAUGGAAACAUAACAAUUUAUGGCAUACCAUACAGUGAACAUUCAAGUUUCACAGAGUUGAGGAGGUUUGUGCAGUUUUUGAAGCCAGCUGAAAUUAUACCAACAGUGAAUGUAGAACGCUCCGCAAAGAGAAAUGCUAUGAUGAAGUAUUUCAGACAGUGGUUAUCUGAACCAUCAGUACCAUCUUUGAAGCGAAAGAGGGAGGGAGACCAGUAUGUUCAGCAGAAAAUGACUUUGUAUUCAAGGUCUCCAAGAUUAGGAGACAGAUAACAGGUGAAGUAAAUAUGCCCUUACUCUGUGUGUAGGCAUGUAUACUGGACAUUGGUAUAAUAUUUCAGCUUUGCCAUCCUUCUUGCACAUAUUUUUCUUAGUUUUUUAUAUUAAAAUAUUUUGGGUAUGUCAUGGAAAUUGACCACAAAUAUCCAUGUAAAUAUCUAAUGUUAAAAAUUAUUCUUACUCAAAUUUUGGCAACUUGCUCGUUGUUACUGAAAUUUACUCUGUAACAUAGUACACAGAGUUACCAGCAGUGUUCUUUGAAAGUCAAUAUUAAACUUACAUAAAAACAGGAAUGAUAUACAAAUUAGUGAAGGUACCCAUAUCAAAUUUGUACAGAAUCUGGGAUGGUUUGUGGGAUACAUGUAAAAAGUUAGUUUAUGACCCUAUAUGAAUUUUUAUUAUGAAUUGGUAUGGCCUAAAAUCAGACUUGCCUAACAAUUUCUAGCCAAAUCUCGGAAUCUUUAAAACGUAUUAUUGGAUGCAUGGAAAAGUACAUUUAUGGCUAUAUGUAAACAAGACUUUAUUGUGGAUCAGUGUGGCUGAAAAUCACAGUUGCCCAAGAACUUGUAAUGGAAGCCUCCCAUGUCAAGUUUCAACAAAAUCUGUUUAUGAUCUUAUGGUGUAAACUCAGUAGGGCCGCGCCAUGGCUCAAGCAGUUUGUCACUGGCUUCCCACUGCAGCGGCCCGGGUUCAA
Cryptotermes secundus is the source of this 3826-nucleotide messenger RNA. RefSeq lists its product as uncharacterized. The transcript has 10 exons. The record is from RefSeq and is a predicted model, not a curated record. NCBI's taxonomy places the organism in Eukaryota, Metazoa, Arthropoda, Insecta, Blattodea, Kalotermitidae. Gene Ontology annotation, biological process: protection from non-homologous end joining at telomere; double-strand break repair via nonhomologous end joining; interstrand cross-link repair. Gene Ontology annotation, molecular function: damaged DNA binding; 5'-3' DNA exonuclease activity. Bases 187 to 3126 code for a protein of 979 amino acids.